Messenger RNA from Megalobrama amblycephala (Wuchang bream), 3766 nucleotides. It is a transcript of the gene ppp1r3f, whose product is annotated as protein phosphatase 1 regulatory subunit 3A. Gene Ontology annotation, molecular function: glycogen binding; protein phosphatase 1 binding. Gene Ontology annotation, biological process: regulation of glycogen biosynthetic process. Gene Ontology annotation, cellular component: protein phosphatase type 1 complex. The transcript has 4 exons. The record is from RefSeq and is a predicted model, not a curated record. The coding region runs from base 316 to 2613 and encodes 765 amino acids. NCBI's taxonomy places the organism in Eukaryota, Metazoa, Chordata, Actinopteri, Cypriniformes, Xenocyprididae.
GGCGUGUGCGGUUUGGAGCGACCAACAAGAGAUGAGGGGAGGGAUAUACCAACAGAGCCCAUCUUCCUCCUGACCUCUGGAAAACGAUGGACGUCCCGCUUCCUUCUAAAUUUAGACACUUAUUCGUGUCUGUGCACUAUGCGCUUCAAACUGUUGUUCUCGUUUAUGUCAAUAGUUUAGGCCUAGCUCGGUCGAAACGAGGUGACGGACCCUCGCGGGUCUCCGUUGACACAAUGAACAGCAGCUCGAUCUGACAAGCGCGCACCAUCGCAGUUACGACACCUUUCAUGUUUAUGAGGCUCAGAAACAGGCGUAAUGGCGCAGGGGAAUAACAGUAAUUUCCUUACUAUCCCCUCACAAGAGGGUCUUUUCAAGACGGUGAGAGUCGAGCGUUCCGAAGACAACAGUAACGAUGAAGAGGAGGAAGAAACAGAGGAAGACGUCCAUCUAAUACCGAGGUCUUCUCCCGUCCCCAGGAAGCGAGGAUCUUCGAUCGCGGAUGAAACCGCCGAGUACAUGCGAAUUCGCCUGGGGUUGCCGAAUAGAAAAGUGUCGUUUGUAGACAGUACGGGAGCCGAGCUGGUUGAUGUCAGAAUGUUUGUUCCGUUUGAUUCAGAUGACGAGGACGAUUCAAGAUGGGAGGAAGAGGAGGCGCGGUACCGAAAAACCUACCGCGAGCCCACUUACCGUGUGUGGCCAGAGUUCCAGGCGCUCGCCGGGACAGAGCUCGUGCUUGCUGUCCACACCAACAAGCUGGAAGUGGAGAGCGUGACAUCUGUGCCAGAUGAGCCUUUGUCCUUCGAGGUGAUUAUUCGUGUGCUCAACAUUUCUUUUCACAAAUCAGUCUAUGUCCGUUCCACGAUGGACGGCUGGAUCAAUCACUUUGAUUACCCAGCCGAGUAUGUCCAGGGCUCCAACGACGGCGAAACGGACAAGUUCUCCGUGAAGCUGUCUUUCGCUUCACCGUACCUGUUCAACGGAGCGCGUAUUGAUUUUGUUGUACGUUAUGAGACGUCAGAUGGAGAGUUUUGGGCUAACAACUCUGGCAGGAAUUAUUCGGUAACUCUCCUACAGUCGUAUGAAGACGACGAGACAGCCCAGGCCACCAUAGAGGAGAAAAAUGAUCUGAGAGGAAUCCUAAAACCUCCCAGGUACCGAGCUGACAUUGGUUACGAUGACUCUGACGACAGAGGAGAUGCAGAUCUUGGCAGCACUGAGUGUGAAGUAGCAGAGGAUCAAGCAUCUUUUGCACAGCCGCCUAUAGUCCAGCCAGAGAUCGACAUUGAGACUGCCAAAGAUUUGUCCAGUUCUCCAGAGUCCACCAGGACUUCCUCCAAGGCAGGAUGUCCUCUGUCCACUUCAGAUACUCCCUUCGGAGAACCACUUCCACUAGAGUCAAUGUCAUCCAGUAAUUUACCACAAACAGAAGAGUCUGGAAUUCAGCCAUUAAUUCUACCCUUCCCCCAAUCACAAUCAACCCAGCAGCCCUCUGAGACACAAGAUAAAGUCCAUAAUGUUGUCCCGUCCAUCUUCCUUUCCCUUCCUGAAGUCCUCAUCCAUCCCUAUGAUGGUCCAGAGACAACCAAGGAUGAAUUUGAGGAUUCCAAUAAACCCACCCAUGCACAGAAGGAUGAUUUCCAGCUCGAGAUCUUAGCGCAAGUGCCUUUCGAGUUUGGCCAACCAUCACUGGCUGGGUGUCCAGACACGACACAUAUCCAGGAAGAAGGUAUGAAGGAUGUUAAGGAAAAGGAAGAUAUUGAGGAAAAUGAUUGCACAUCGGAAGACAUGCUAGAAAAGCCAAGUCAGAAUAUAGGAGAAGAUAAAACAGGAAAAAAUUUUCACAUAUUGGAAGAAGCCAAGCAGCCUCCUCCGUCAAAUGAAGUAAACAAUACAACUGAAGACAUGGAGAAGCUCAGUCUGUCAAAAAACAUACAACACACUCUGGAGGAAGGAAUUCAAGAACAGAAAGUAGAGCUUGUCUCUUCAGUCCAACUCGAGACCACCAAAGCGGUUGAGGUGGAAAGCACCAAGUUGGAUGAUGAGGAAACAAAUGUUUUGGUGGCUUCCUGUUUGUCACACUCUCAUUUAAUUCCCACAAGACAGGACAGAGAAACCCAAAGUUUACUCAUCCAUUCAACCUCUGAUAAGCCGGCAACCAUUCAACAUCAGCAGGAGGAAGGACUCGUCUUGGAUCCGAUCCUCCAUGAAGAUCCAAAACUUGAUAACCAAAUUAUUUCCAUGUGUACUCCAGAACAUCAAACAAGCAAACAAGAAAAGCUGAAACUGGUCAGCGUUUCUGAAACAUCACCAACAGCCUUUGAUCUUCAACCUUCAACUGUUCACUCUUCAGCAGAAGAUGAUUUAACCUCUGAGGGUGAUGAACCUUCCACUGCUCCAUAUCAGACAUCUAAAGACUCUGAAACCCAGCACACACUGCCAAGAGACGGCACUGAACUAUCUCAAAUAUCAAAGGAUCAGACUGAGGUUACUUUGGACACGUGUCUGAUGGUCUCUAUGAUCUUCUUCAGUGCUGCUAUCUGCCUGGCUGUUGUGAUUCGAGAGCCUAGCGCUUUACUGUAUGUGGGAUUAUUUCUGUUGUCGCUCUGGUUCUAAUUUCUAUGCCAGUUUUCUUUCCCCUUCCAUCCAUUUCUCCUAAAAAGCCUUAAGACUGUACCUUCUUCCUCUCUCCCCAGUGCCUUGAGGAAUUCCAAAAACUAAAAAAACGAACAAAAAAAAAAAACAUUGUAGUGCAAACAGAUCUGGUGUCAUAUUUGUGUUUAUGUGGUUAUAAGUAGAGUGAGCGUUGGUUAGUCUCUUUAAAUUUUGGAGCUAUGCUUCUGCUUGAAAUAUUGUGUAUCAUUCAGACUUACAGUAUAAAAUCUGCAGUGGUUUAUAUACAUAUGAUAAUAAUAGUUUAAGCAAGCAAUGUGUAUUUUAGCUGAAUGACAUCACUUUGCACCUCAUAAAUGAUUGGUCAUUAGAAAUGUGGCUCAGCUCAUUGAUCCAUACACAAAAUGUCUAUUUUGUGAGUUUCUCUAUAUAUGUGCAUAGCUACUGGCCCUAAAGAUUGCAUUUGUUUUUUUUUUACAAAUCAUUUAUGAGUGGGAUGACUUGAUGGUGAGUGUAUGUAGUUUUAUGUAUGAUAAGAAAUGAGGCGAGACUGGACAAACAGUGCAGGUUAUUUCAGAAUAGAAUUUUAGGAAAGUUGGAGUUGUAAGUUGUUUGAAUUGAGAGUUUGUAUGUUUAUUCACUUAAUGACACUGUGAAAGUGUGUUUGAUGUUAUAUGUGAUCAUUUUGUAAUAUGGAUUACACACUAUAAACUUAAAAUAAGUGAACGAUAAGCUUGAAGAGUAUGCAACAAAUUUGCACCCAUCUGCUUCCUAAAGGUUAAAAACAACACUUAAGGUAUUACAGUUCUUUUUCUUGUUAGUUAGCAGACAAGUAUAUGUCCUUUUGCAGUGCUCUUUAAAUGCGUUCCCCCAAGCCUCUGAUAUCACCCCAAAAGGUCACGCAUUGCGCUGAAGUCACUGCAUCAGGUUACGGGGUGACUAAACACCAUUGUAAGUAGAGAAGUCAGAGCCGUUCCUUGAAAAAAUCUUUCACUUGGUUCCCUUCUUCCAAAAACUUUAGCCUUAAGGUAGUCACCCAUUGUUGUCUCAUGAAUUAAUGUGCAAACAAGAUAGUGAACAAUCAAUAACAUAUGUUCACAUGUAUUUUGUCAAUGUCAAAGAAGAAAUAAAAGUCUAUAUAACUGAUAAAAACUGA